This is a messenger RNA of Mandrillus leucophaeus (drill), 1455 nucleotides long. It is a transcript of the gene SDR39U1, whose product is annotated as short chain dehydrogenase/reductase family 39U, member 1. The transcript is spliced from 3 exons. The record is from RefSeq and is a predicted model, not a curated record. The coding region runs from base 503 to 1138 and encodes 211 amino acids. NCBI's taxonomy places the organism in Eukaryota, Metazoa, Chordata, Mammalia, Primates, Cercopithecidae.
UAUGCGUGUGCUUGUGGGUGAGGGACUGCAGAAAGGGAGAGUGCCGGGCGGGCUUAGUCGGAGAUUGAGCGCUGGGAAUCCGCUUCCGGGAGGGCACUGUCUAGUGCACUGGUAACCUGGCCUUGGCCGCCUAGCCCGAGAAGCCGAAUCUCCCUAAUCCCUGUGACCUGUGUCACCUCUGCAUCGCGGGGAGGGGGAGAAGUGGGGAGCAGUCUGGUGUCAGAUGGGCUGGCGCCGGAAGAGGGGGGCCACAGCGGGGACGAAAGGCGUCCCCACCCCGACUCCCCGGGAAUAUAAGCAAUUUGUAUUUUCCGAUCAGGUGGCGGGACUGGCUUCAUUGGGACAGCCCUAAGCCAGCUGCUGAACGCCAGAGGCCACGAAGUGACCUUGGUCUCCCGACAGCCCGGGCCCGGCCGGAUCACGUGGGUAAGUCCAUCCUCUGGAAGCGGGUGGGAGGGCAGAGUUGGGCGGUGCAGGGGCACUGUGUGCUUUCUCCAACAGGAUGAGCUGGCUGCAUCUGGGCUGCCGAGCUGCGAUGCCGCCGUCAACCUGGCCGGAGAGAACAUCCUCAACCCUCUCCGAAGCUUACUACCAGCCCAGUCGGACUGCGGAGUAUGAUGAAGACAGCCCAGGAGGGGACUUUGACUUUUUCUCCAACCUCGUAACCAAAUGGGAAGCUGCAGCCAGGCUUCCUGGAGAUUCUACACGCCAGGUGGUGGUGCGCUCGGGGGUUGUACUGGGCCGUGGGGGUGGUGCCAUCAGCCACAUGCUGCUGCCCUUUCGGCUGGGCCUGGGGGGCCCCAUCGGCUCAGGCCACCAAUUCUUCCCCUGGAUACACAUCGGGGACCUGGCAGGAAUCCUGACCCAUGCUCUUGAAGCAAACCACGUGCACGGGGUCCUGAAUGGAGUGGCUCCAUCCUCCGCCACUAAUGCUGAGUUUGCCCAGGCCUUGGGUGCUGCCCUGGGCCACCGAGCCUUCAUCCCUGUCCCCAGCACUAUAGUGCAAGCUGUCUUUGGGCGAGAGCGUGCCAUCAUGCUGCUGGAGGGCCAGAAGGUGAUCCCACGGCGAACACUGGCUACUGGCUACCAGUACUCCUUCCCAGAGCUAGGGGCUGCCUUAAAGGAAAUUGUAGCCUAAGUAGGUCAUGGCAAGGGCCUGAGGCCUGUCCCUCAUAGGCUUCCAGGUUAGGCACUAUGAAUAGGCUCAGCUCCUCUAGAGAGCUGAAGCCAUCUGGUUCUUAGAUUUCUCCCCCAGUCCUCUUUCCCAUUGUUCUGUUGCUCCACCUUAUUGUCUCAAGGCUGUAAUCUCAUCAGGUUGGGACAUUAAUCUUUUCAACUCCUUGCAAGAUUUCCCAGUUGGGUUUCUCUACAUGUCCUGCAGCUGCCCCACUUCUCCUUUAUGCUGUGUAGAGAAUGCUCUGCAGUUUAGGCAAUAAAGAUAAAUUAUCUUACUAA